GGCCACCUUCCACAUCCUUGCAAGGUGUUCUCCACAUCCCACCUUCGACAUCCACACCACCAAACCUACCACCAAGUCACUACCACUGCGCAAAUACUCGUAACUCCACGACAAGCUCUGCAAGUACCGCGCGUCUACAAACGAAGGCUCAAGCACCACCACCAUGCCGGGCAAAAUCGUCCCUGUAACGAGCUCCUCCCACUUCGAAACGCUUCUCAGCUCCUCCACAUACACGAUCGUUGACUUCUACGCUGACUGGUGCGGGCCUUGCAAAACGAUUGCACCUGUGUUCCAGACACUCGCCGAGAAGGAGACAAAGCCAGGGAAGCUACAGUUCGUGAAGGUCGACGUAGACGCACAGCAAGAGGUGGCGAAGAAGUACGGGGUCUCUGCCAUGCCCACCUUCCUCGUGAUUAAAUCCAAGUCCGUAAUCGAGACCAUUCGUGGCGCCAACCCAUCCGCUCUUACAGCCGCCGUUCGGAAAGCCGCAAACGACACAGGCGCAGGCAGCGCAGGUUCUACAGCCUUUACCUCCAAGGGCAGGACAUUGGGCAGCUCGAGCCAGCCGAGUCAGACAGUGGGCGAUGGCGCAUUUGCAGGGCUGCAGAGGCUGAUGACAGGCAAUGGUGGGUUCGCGGACAUGGCGAUACGAUUCAUUGCGCUGUACCUGGUGAGCUUGUUUGCAUUUGAUUCGUUCAAGGCGGCGGAAGAGAGCCCGUACAAUAUCAGGCCCAGGAGGUAAGGAACGAGGAGCAUCGUACAGAAGAUAACACGCAGAUUCAGGCGUACAGAGGGAUUGCAGCAAUAUUACAUGAGUCAUCAUUCGGCAUCCAGCAUGAUGAAGUUGGCCGUGGUGCUGUUUGCCUGAAGAAGGCGCGGGGCGAUGCUCGUGUGUCAGAAUCUUCUCCACGUUGCCAACUUACCUACAGGUCCCUAUCACAGGUGACCAGGGAGUACAGGACAAUGCCGCAGUCAUAUACACACCACGUACCAAAUCAAGCAUGCAAGACCAACGUCUGGACUGCAAAGACAAAACACUAUUGAUCACUGUUCAGCCUGGCACGAUGUACCCAGCUGCAGACUUGGUGACCACAUUGUGAACGAUGCGUCCAAGUUAGUGUAGUUCCCACACGAUAAUGUAUUCGAUCCUUCCUAGAUAAC
This is a messenger RNA of Didymella exigua CBS 183.55, 1161 nucleotides long. Its product is annotated as thioredoxin. The record is from RefSeq and is a predicted model, not a curated record. The transcript is spliced from 2 exons. Lineage: Eukaryota; Fungi; Ascomycota; Dothideomycetes; Pleosporales; Didymellaceae. Bases 164 to 742 code for a protein of 192 amino acids.